Messenger RNA from Peromyscus eremicus (cactus mouse), 3483 nucleotides. It is a transcript of the gene Chadl, whose product is annotated as chondroadherin like. The coding region runs from base 1 to 2244 and encodes 747 amino acids. The transcript has 5 exons. NCBI's taxonomy places the organism in Eukaryota, Metazoa, Chordata, Mammalia, Rodentia, Cricetidae. Gene Ontology annotation, molecular function: protein binding; transmembrane signaling receptor activity. Gene Ontology annotation, cellular component: plasma membrane. The record is from RefSeq and is a predicted model, not a curated record. Gene Ontology annotation, biological process: immune response; toll-like receptor signaling pathway.
AUGGAGGGGCCCCAGAGCUCCACCCCUGCCUUCAGGAUGCUGCUGCUGCUUUUGGUGGUGUCGCUGGGUCCAGCUUGGCACGUAGCUGCCCAGCGAUGCCCACAGACCUGUGUCUGUGACAACUCCAGGCGGCACGUGACCUGCCGGCACCAGAACCUCACUGAGGUGCCGAACACCAUCCCUGAGCUGACCCAGAGGCUGGACCUCCAGGGCAACAUGCUGAAGGUCAUCCCUCCAGCCGCCUUCCAGGACCUGCCACACCUCACACAUCUGGACCUGCAGCACUGCCAGGUGGAGCUGGUGGCCGAGGGUGCCUUCCGAGGCCUGGGCCGCCUGCUCCUCCUCAACCUGGCUUCCAACCGCCUGAGCAUGCUGCCCCAGGAGGCUCUGGACGGACUAGGCUCACUGAGGCGGCUGGAGCUGGAGGGGAACAUGCUGGAGGAGCUGCGGCCGGGGACCUUCGGUGCCCUCGGCUCGCUGGCCACCCUCAACUUGGCCAACAACGCCUUGGUCUACCUGCCCGCCAUGGCCUUCCAGGGGCUGCUGCGCACUCGCUGGCUGCAACUGUCCCACAACGCGCUCAGCGUGCUGGCCCCCGAGGCCCUGGCGGGCCUGCCGGCCCUGCGCCGCCUCAGCCUGCACCACAACGAGCUGCAGGCCCUGCCCGGGGCCGCCCUGUCCCAGGCCCGCAGCCUGGCGCGUCUGGAGCUGGGUCACAACCCGCUCACCUACACGGGGGAGGAGGACGGCCUGGCGCUGCCCGGCCUGCGGGAGCUGGCCCUGGAGCACGGGGCCCUGCAGGCGCUCGGUCCCCGGGCCUUCGCCCACUGCCCGCGCCUGCACACCCUGGACCUCCGCGGGAACCAGCUCACCACCCUGCCCCCGCUGCAGGGCCCGGGCCAGCUGCGCCGCCUGCGGCUGCACGGCAACCCGCUGUGGUGCGCCUGCCACGCGCGGCCCCUGCUCGAGUGGCUGGUGCGGGCUCGAGUGCGCUCGGACGGCGCGUGCCGGGGCCCGCGGAGGCUGCGCGGCGAGGCCCUGGACGCGCUGCGGCCUGCAGACCUGCGCUGCCCGGGGGACGCGGCGGCGGACGAGGACGAGGACGAGGAGCGGCCGGCCGGGCCCCGCGUCCCUCCUCGCUCCCCGCCGCCGCCGGAGGCCGCCGCCGGGGCCGCGCCCUGCCCUCCGGCCUGCGUGUGCGUCGCGGAGACGCGGCACAGCGCCUGCGACGGCCGCGGCCUGCAGGCCGUGCCCCGCGGCUUCCCCAACGACACCCAGCUCCUGGACCUGAGGCGCAACCACUUCCCGUCGGUGCCCCGCGCGGCCUUCCCGGGCCUGCGCCACCUCGUGUCGCUGCACCUGCAGCACUGCGCCAUCGCGGAGCUGGAGCCCGGCGCCUUGGCGGGCCUGGACGGCCUGCUCUACCUCUACCUCUCCGACAACCAGCUCGCCGGCCUGAGCGCUGCGGCCCUCGAAGGGGCCCCCCGGCUCGCCUACCUGUACCUGGAGCACAACCGCUUCCUGAGGGUCCCGGGGGCCGCUCUGCGAGCCCUGCCCAGCCUCUUCUCGCUCCAUCUCCAGCACAACGCGGUGGAGCGCCUGGCACCCGGGGACCUGGCGGGAGCGCGGGCUUUGCGCUGCCUUUACCUGAGUGCGAAUCACAUCACCCAGGUCUCACCUGGGGCGCUGGGGCCCGCCCGGGAGCUGGAGAAGCUGCAUCUUGACAGGAAUCAGCUGCGAGAGGUGCCCACGGGAGCCUUGGAGGGGCUGCCUGCGCUCACGGAGCUGCAGCUCUCGGGGAACCCGUUCAGGGCGCUGCAAGAUGGGGCCUUUCAGCCCGUGGGGCGGUCGCUGCAGCAGCUUUUCCUGAACAGCAGUGGCCUGGAGCAGAUUUCUCCCAGGGCCUUCUCAGGCCUGGGAUCAGGGCUCCGGAACCUGUACCUGCAGAAGAACCGACUUCAGUCCCUGCCUGCGCCGCUGUGGCUCAGCGGGCUGGAGCUCAUCGACCUCAGUGGUAAUCCCUUCCACUGCGACUGCCAGCUGCUCCCACUGUACAGGUGGCUCACUGGGCUGAACCUGCGGGUGGGGGCCACUUGUACCACCCCUCUCAGUGCCCGUGGCCAGAAGGUGAAGGCUGCAGCUACUGUCUUUGAAGCUUGCCCAGGCUGGACUGCCAGGAAGGCCAAGAGGACACCAACCUCCAGGUUCAGUGCCAGGAGAAGCCCUAUCAGCAGAAGACACUGAGGAACAGACAAGGUUGGCCCUUACGGGGAGGCAGGGCUGGGUCCCAAAGCUGCUGGGAAGCCACAGCCCUGAUUUUUCUUGGUCCUGACUUGUGAUUCCUGAACUGGGUAAUGACCCGUGGUCCUGCUGCAUGAUUCAGCAAUGUCCCUCUCCGCACUGGACACCAGAGCAUAUUUACCCCAGUCCUGUUUUCAUCGGAUCUGUGUUGACUCCACCCUCUGCCACCCCAACCUCAUAGACCUGGCGGGAGGAUGGAAGUUCAGGUGCUGGCUCUGCCUCCCAGCACCUGUCAGUCACAGGGUGAGAUGUCACCUGAUGUGAUAGUCAGGUCCUUGAAUGUUGGGGGUCAUGGGAGGGGACCAACGGGCAGCAUUGGAACUCAUGGAACACAGCUGGGCGGCUGGCAAAGCCACACCUGAGUGAGCCUUGGGGAGGCAAAGCCCCGAGGACUAGGUGUCCUGAGGACCUCCUGCUGUUAGUGAGCACAGCUCUGACUGUUGCCUUCAUGACCACCACGUCCCUCAUAAUCUGUGGGUUGUAAUGAAAACUCUCAGGGGGCUCUAGCCCCUCACUGGGCAGUGUUACUGGUACUUAUAAUAAUAGUGAUUGACUUUUUCCAAGCAUUGCUGCUGGAGCAGAUUAAUGAUUCAACCACCACCCGUAGAAAGAAUUGAGAGAUGUCGAAUUAUUAAUAAGAUUAGGUUGAGAUGUUUUUGUUAAUAGCUUUGAGGUGAAAAGCCUGGAGAAACAACCCAAAGUUUUAGAAAGGCACAUAGUUGAGGGAGGGACUUGUUAAGGUCAGGGAACAAGAACAAAGCAGCCCUGUAAUUAUUAGCUGACAUGCCUUUCUUGUUAGGGUGACUUGUUGGUGAUUGAUGAUGGUUCCUUGUGCCCAUUUCUGCCCUCUGCUUUCUGAUAUACAAAACUGUUGAUGAAUGAGUCUGCACCCUAGGAUUUGAAGUAGAGCUGACUGGUUUUCAUAUAUAAAAGCUUAGGUUUGUGAUUCAAAACUCUUUAUAGUCUUAAAUAAAUAAUAAAUGGCCUUUUCUUUUUAACUGCAAAAUGCAGCCUGCCAGUAAAAUUGGCUGAGAAAAAUACCUUGCUUGCUUAUACUCUGUUAAUCUAUAAUAAGUUGCUUGGACAUGAAUGUAUGUGUGUUCUUGGGACAACUUGUUUUCACUUGUAAUAUGUAAAAUGUUUAAUCCUGUAGAAAUAUGGAAAACAUGUUUUUUACUUGUA